AUGGGCUCAACAAGUCCACGACCCGUCCGCGUCGGCGGCGCAAGCGGCGGCUUCUCCGACCGCGUCCAAGCAAUCACCCAGCUAGCCCAGCACGGCGAAUGCGACAUCAUCGUAGGCGACUGGCUGUCCGAAAUGACCAUGACCGUGCACGGCGCCGGCAAAGCGCGCAACAAGGCUUCGGCCGCGUCCAAACCCCUAUCCCUAGAGGAACGAGUCAAGACGGCCAUGUUCGCCGAGAACUUCAUCGACUGCUUCGAGCCGGCUAUUCCGCAUCUGUACAACAACAAAGUCAAACUUGCCGUUAAUGCUGGCGCAAGCGACACGGAGAUCCUGGCGGAAUUGGUGCAGAAGAUGUGCGAAGACGCGGGGUGCCCGAUGAAGGUUGCGUGGGUUGAAGGCGACGAUGUCACGGAUGCGGUGCAGGAGCUUGUUGCGCAGGGCGAGCAGUUCGAGAGUCUGGUGCACGGCAGGAAACUUGAAGAAUGGGGGUUCGAGCCGGUCUGUGCCCAGGCGUACAUGGGCGGCUUGGGGAUCGCCGAAGCCCUGAGGCAGGGGGCCGACAUUGUCAUCUGCGGGCGCGUUGCCGAUGCCUCCCCGGCGAUUGGGGCGGCGGCGUGGUGGCAUGGCUGGGCUGCUGAUCAGUUCGACGAGCUGGCUGGAUCUCUUGUUGCGGGCCAUUUGAUUGAGUGUGCCUCGUAUGUUUGUGGGGGGUAUUACUCGGCGUUCAAGGAUAUUCUGAAGGCUGGGAAGCACCUGAAUGUCGGCUUCCCGAUUGCGCAUAUUGACCACCGCGGUGAGACGCUUCUGACGAAAGAGGCGAAUACUGGGGGUGUUAUCACGGUUGGCUCGGUGACCUCGCAGCUGGUGUACGAGAUCCAGGGUCCGUUGUAUUACAACUCCGAUGUCACGGCCCAGCUGGAGGGCAUUCGGAUGGAGCAGGUUGGUGAAGACCAGGUGCGGAUUACAGGCGUCAAGGGGCUUCCUCCUCCGCCUACAGCCAAAGUUGGCAUCACCGCACCAGCGGGCUACCAAGCGGAAUACCACGUGUACCUCGUGGGCCUGGACAUCGAAGAGAAAGCCAAAUUCACCGAAGACCAAAUCAAAGAAGCCCUGGGCCCCGAGCGGCUCGCGAAAUUCUCCCUGCUCAAGUUCCACGUCAACGGGUCCUCGCCCAUCGACGCCCGCAACCAGGAUCUCGCGACUGUGGACUUCCGCAUCUUCGCCCAGUCCCCGGACAGGGAACUACUGCGGAUGACCAACCCAGACGGUUUCUUCCGAAGGUCAAUGGUCACCUUCCUCGAGGGCGUCCCGGGCGCAUCCCUGGGAAACGACAUGCGACAGGCCGAGGGCAAGCCCUACUACCGCUACUGGCCAGCCCUCAUCCCGCAAACCGCACUGCGACAACGCGUCCAUAAUCUCUACGACAACCGCGUAACAGACAUUCCCGCGCCCAAGAUUACGCGCGAGUACCCCCGGCAGCAGAAGAGCUACGAGACAACUAACCCCGUCGACCUGUCUACCUUCGGCGAGACGGUCCGCGCACCGUUGGGCUACAUCGUGCUGGGCAGGGGCGGGGACAAAGCGUCCGACUGCAACAACGGGUUCUUCGUGCGGCACGACGACGAGUGGGACUGGCUGCGGAGCUUUUUGACGAUCGACAAGAUCAUCGAGUUGUUGGGGCCGGAGGAGUACAAGGGCAAGCCGAUUGAUCGGUUUGAGAUCCCGGCGUUGAGGACGGUGCACUUCUUGCUCAAGGACCAUAUGCAGGGGGAGUAUAACUGCUGCUCGAGCUAUGAUACGCUGGGGAAGAACUGUAUGGAGUAUCUGAGGGCGAAGACGGUGGAUUUGCCGAAGAGGUUCUUGGAGAGGGGGAGGGUUUAG
Molecule: messenger RNA, 1881 nt
Organism: Aspergillus mulundensis
Lineage: Eukaryota; Fungi; Ascomycota; Eurotiomycetes; Eurotiales; Aspergillaceae
Product: acyclic terpene utilization AtuA family protein
Exons: 2
Coding region: 1-1881 (626 amino acids)
Source: RefSeq, a predicted model, not a curated record